CUUUGCAUGCUGCUGCUGUGCCAAUGCGCAAACAGUCGUGGGAUAGGUCACCCCAAAUUGAGAGUGCUCUCGAAACGAUCAUCCGAUUGAAUGACGAGCGCGUCAUGCUUGUCUUCCUCCUCUUAUGUUCCGUGCAAUCAGUGGCUCUGGGUUCCGCAAUCCCCUGGGAUACUGUAUCGCCCUCGAUGGCUCUGCUAUCGGCGUUUAGCUCACAUUGAAUGGCUGCCUGGAGCAAGGAAAAACGGGAAGAGAGAUCGCUGCGUCUCCUCCUUUAAACCAACGCUCUGCGUUAUUAACUUCCCAACGAGGGGACCCUUUGGUGGUGUGCGUAGGCGCACCAUGGCCCAGACCCUCCAGAUGGCGAUCCCAAACUUUGGCAACAAUGUUUUAGAGUGUCUGAAUGAGCAGCGGCUGCAGGGCCUCUACUGCGAUGUCUCUGUGGUGGUCAAGGGCCAUGCCUUCAAGGCCCAUCGAGCUGUGCUGGCUGCUAGCAGUUCUUAUUUCCGGGACCUUUUCAGCAGCAGUAAUAGUGGAGGAGGUAGCAGCAAUGAGACAAGCCCAAACGUAGUGGAGCUCCCCUCGGCUGUGCAGCCCCAGAGCUUCCAGCAGAUUUUGUCUUUCUGCUACACAGGCCGUCUCAGCAUGACAGUGGGGGACCAGUUUCUCCUAAUGUAUACCGCAGGUUUCCUGCAGAUCCAACAGAUCAUGGAAAAAGGGACUGAGUUCUUCUUAAAGGUCUCCUCCCCCAGCUGCGACUCCCAGGGCCUGCACGCUGAGGAGGCCCCACCUUCUGAGCCACAAAGUCCUGUGACGCAAACCAGUAACAGUGCAGGCCGGCCUGCCUCUUGCUUGACGCCACUCCCUCUGGUAUCACGAGUGAAAACAGAGCAGCCCACUAGCCAGCCGGAAGCAGCCACCCCAUACUCGGUGGUCUGUACUCCUGUAGCCAAGCGGCUGUGGGAGGGUGGUAGCAGCCGAGAUGGAGGCGGGGUAGGCUCAGGGGGAGGUGGUGGGGCCAGGAAGGCAGCCCGUUAUUCCCAGGAGGCGGUGCGGGGCAGUGCCAUUCAAAGCCCCGGAGCCCUCGGACUGGCCAUGGGUAUGGGUGCCAACGCAACCAGCUUGGCGGGCAUGGUGGCUAGUGGCGGGCUUGGUGGCAGUGCCGGCACCAACGGGAGCUCUGCAGCAGGUCUUGGCAUGUCAGAGGGCGCCAGCCCCAGCACCCUGAGCACCUACGCCAGUGACUCACCUAUCAGCUACCAUGAUGAUGAAGAAGAGGAAGAGGGGACAGACGAAUGUGCCGAAGAGCAGUAUAGACAAAUCUGCAACAUGUAUACCAUGUACAGCAUGCUCAACAUGGGAGCUGCAGCUGGUGAACGUGUUGAGGCUCUACCAGACCACACAGAGACACGGGGUCGGAUGCGAGGCAGAGACCUUACAUGUCUCCCCGCAGAACUCAUCGCUCAGAUAGGCAACCGCUGUCAUCCCAAACUGUACGAGGAAGGGGACCCUGCUGAGAAACUAGAGUUAGUCUCAGGUACUUCUGUUUAUAUAUCCCGAGCCCAGCUUAUGAACUGUCAUGUGAGCGCAGGGACCAGACACAAGGUGCUGCUUAGGAGGCUGCUGGCUGCCUUCUUUGACAGGAAUACUCUGGCCAACAGUUGUGGAACAGGCAUCCGCUCGUCCACCAAUGACCCAAGCCGCAAGCCCCUGGACAACAGAGUUCUGCAUGCGGUCAAAUUUUAUUGCCAGAACUUUGCCACUAGUUUCAAAGAGAGCGAGAUGAACGCCAUCGCAGCUGACAUGUGCACCAACGCCCGACGUGUGGUCCGUAAGAGCUGGAUUCCCAAGCUGAAGCUACUGAUGGCUGAGAGCGACGCCUACACCGCUUACCUUCCCGAUGGCGUCAAAAUGGAAGACGACACCCUGGGGGCAGACCCAUCUUUCGAUUCUGCCUCCCUGGAGGCUGCCGGCGGUGCCGGCAUGGAGUCAGGUGGCUCUUCAGGUGAAUCGCUACCAGGUGUGGGCGGAGACGGAGGACCGUUAUUUUGAACAUUGUGUUUGGGGAAAAUUGAAGAUUUGGUGACACACAUACCAGUAUUCCCCAGUUCUGCUUGCCUCCUCACUCUUUGGCCCACGCUGAUUUCUCACAUCUGACUCUCUAUACUACACUGCUAGGGUCAACAGUUGUUACCCUGAUGUAACCAGGACAUGAAAACUUUAUUUUUUGCUUUAUGACUGUACAAUGGAGUUAGUUGAGGAAAGGGAAAGAGUGAGAGGGUUUCUUUCUGCCUUCCUUUGUCUUUUUUAGGUGUGUAAGUGCAUCCACUGUUGCAUAUUAAAUACAUUCCCUGAAAUGCAGGUGGUGGGGAGAGUUGCCAGUGUAGCUUGAGGAGGAAGGGAUAGCCGAUGGAGUAGAUGUGGCGAAUAUAUUGAAUGUAAGUGGCAGUGGCAGUUUUCUUUAUGCAACCCCUAAAAACUUGUAUUCCAAACUAGGAAAAAGGAACAACAUUUUAAAAUAGAAACAAUAAUAAACAUUAACACUACCUUCCUACUUCCUCUCCUUUCAUCUUCCACUCAUCACCCUGAGAGUAUUCUUUACCACAUCACCUUUCUCAAGACCAGAGAAUUGAGUGUUUCACUGUGCAGUGUCUUAUAGAAAUGUAUCUCAUCUUUCUCUGUUUUCUAAAUGUUUAGCAUGUUUUUCUUGUCUAUGAACUGAAAACAUGAUCCAGAGAGAAGGGGAAAGCUUUUUACUGAGAUGAUUGUAAAGAAAAAUUGAAAGGGCAACAGGUAAUCAAAGAUGGUCAUAUUUUUAGUAGACAAAUUAUAUUUAUACAAGUGCUUAUGCCUAAAACUGUGUGAGCAAAGAAUUGAAAGGGGUUGUUUUAAAAUCUCUAAGAUCUUAAUGUUUUAUUGAAAGAGGUCUUGUCAAAAAAGGAAAAGUGCUAUUUUUGCAUUAAAAAGAAGUAUAAUAAAGCAGUAUUAUCUUAAGUCCCAUAGUCAUUUAUUUAUAUCUUUAUUUGACAGUGCAGAUGGAAUGAGCAGUUGAACUGCUAAAUUUGAAGCAUUUCAUCCUCUGUUCACUAGCUUAAAAUGAAUAAUGAGACUGAUUCAGCUGGCUUUACUGCUGUCUAUGAUAACCAUUUCUUAUAGGUUGUGAACAGUUGCCCACAACUUUGAAAUUACUUGUAGUAUUACAAAGGUUAUUUAUCUGAAAGCUCAGCUAGUUUCUUCUUUGUACUGCAAUUAUUGACAAGAAAAAAAAACUGUCAAAUAAUAAUAAUUAUGGAAUAUUGGCCUUUUAUUUGAAAUCAAUAAGCAGAAGCUUGGUGGGUACAAUGAUGUCCUGAGGAGGCAAUACUGCUUGAAAAGCAAAUAGGCUUUAUGGUACUGUCCAUGUGUGGGAAGCAGUUCUUUGGUAAAGGAGAGCCUGUAUUUCUUGGCUGUGUCUUAAGUAUGUAGUUUAUUCAUGUAUCUAAUGCACCACCUCUUUAAUACGGAAAUUCAAAAUGACCGACAGUUUUAUUUUACAGUUUAACAUGAUUUUGUAUUUUCCGUUAGAGAGGACGUUUCUGCACCUUAUUGAGAAAAACCAGAGGUUCAUGCACCUUUUGAGAAAUGUAGCAAUUGGACCCUGUUAGGUUGAGUCUGUCUUCUUUUUUCCAUGUCUUUUUGUUUCUAGUGUAGAUGUGGCACGGAUUCCUACUGUAAAUAAUCAAGACUGUUGAGUUAAAUCCCAAGUGUUCUUCCUUUUUGUUGCUGGAUGCGUCUGGUUAUAAAAUGUCAAUAACUGACCUCUUUUUACGUGAACGUUUGUGUUUGCUAGAAGCUUUUUGACUGACCUGUAAAAGGUCAGCACAUGGGAUCCAUUGUUCCUGUUUCAGAUGGAUAGAAGUGAAAAUGGGGUGCGACUUAGGAAUGUGUUCUUAACCUGAAAUGCUCUCACACAGACAACCGAUUACUCUCACAGUCAACUGAUUACUUUCUAAAGAUGUAUUUUUCUGAAAACAGGGACAGGGUAAAAACCGGAAAGGAAAAGGAUGCUUCUUAUUCGAGGCAGUUGAGUCAAUCUUAUUGAGAAAAACAACAACUUGAAAGAUGAAGCUCAGCCUAUUUUCACUCUUGGUUGAAAUUAUAAGGAUGAGUUUACUGAAAGGUUUGACCUGAUGCUUUACAAACAGCAAAAGUGAAUACCUUAUAAGUAUUCUGUAAAGGGUAAUGACAACAAUACCUCAGUUAGCUCUGCAUUUGACUGUAGAUGCCACAUGAUCACCCCUCCCCCACGAACGUACCUCUCCAGUAUCUUUCAAGACUGCUGUGCUUCCUGUCCUCCUUGCAGCUGGUGUCAUGUUUCACUUCCACAAGUUUAUUCAUGUGUUUCAGAGAAAGGCAAAAGCAGUGGUUUUAGUUGGUUAACUCCGAAUUAUAAUAUGUACGUUUCACUUUCUCAGUGAUUUGUAACUGUUAACUGCUGUUUAAGUUUGCAGUUGAAUUCAAAUGACAUCACGUUAUCACCAAUAUUUUUUUAUAUAAUUAUGACACUACUUAAAUUAGUAUAUGUAAGUUAACAUCAUACCUGAAAUAGAGACAUCAAAAUUAUGUCAUACAGAAAAACCUGUCAUUUCAUAUGUUUAUAUAUAUUUAUUUCAAGGUGUUUCUAAAUAAAUCCACUCUAAUUCAAGAUUUUUUGAUAAUUACUUUGUGUACAGAGUUAGAGGAGAGAGACUCUAAUCACUAGGACCUCUGAAUUUAAAUGAGGGAGUUUUUGGGACAUUCUGUCUUCUUAAUAUCAUCUUUAGCCCAAUGGCUACUAUAUCUGUAGAUGUCCCUGCCUAAAGAAAUAAUACCAGAUAUGACAAUAGCCAAUUCUUAUUAAAAUGUCGAAAUUUAGUUUCAUAAUUGAUUUUGUCCUUCACAGAGGUAGUCCCUUAGUGAAAUGGUACUUUUCAGGGGUUUUACCUAUAGUCAAUGUAAGUUCUCUGUCCAAAAAGUCCCUCGCUCACCACUAACUUGCACACUGCUUUAUCUGCAAUAUGUGUGAGAGUGUGGUGGUUUUACUUUAUCUGCAUUUGAGAAUAGAGAGAUUCCAUGCUUCUUUUUUCAGUACGUUCUAAGCAUAAUGUAAUUUCUGUACCUUUCAACGCGUGUUUACACUUCACAAAACAUGUCGACCUACCAACUUGAAUGGAUAAGGUGUUGCACGGCAUGGGGAACCUUUUGUCACUAAACAGUACAUAUAUAAAUAUGAUUAUACACAUGUACAGAUAAAUACUGUAUAUUAUAUAUAGACGCACACAUAGAAGUCAGAUUGUUUGUUGUGCGCUUGCAGCAUGAGGUAUAUAUUUACCCAGAAACGGCGCUUCUUCACAACCUGUGCAGUACUAGGUCUGCCCAUGUCUUUGCCCCUGCUCCCUGCCCUCUGUAACCCUGUAGCGCCAGUGGACAUUCUGCAAAGCUCAUCCUAUUUCUUUCUGUGUUCCAAGUGCCAAUAUCUUUGUGAAAGCCCUGUAACUGUGACCCAACAUUAGCAAAGGUAAUUGCACAUUAACAACUGUAAAAUAAAUGAAUACAAAUCAUAGAGAAAAUGUCAAAAUGGAUUAAAUAAUGAAUAUCUUAAUAAAAGAUUUGUAACAAUU
Messenger RNA from Etheostoma cragini (Arkansas darter), 5636 nucleotides. It is a transcript of the gene nacc1a, whose product is annotated as nucleus accumbens-associated protein 1. The record is from RefSeq and is a predicted model, not a curated record. Gene Ontology annotation, biological process: regulation of transcription by RNA polymerase II. NCBI's taxonomy places the organism in Eukaryota, Metazoa, Chordata, Actinopteri, Perciformes, Percidae. Gene Ontology annotation, molecular function: DNA-binding transcription factor activity, RNA polymerase II-specific; RNA polymerase II cis-regulatory region sequence-specific DNA binding; protein binding. The coding region runs from base 91 to 2049 and encodes 652 amino acids. The transcript has 8 exons.